Cynoglossus semilaevis (tongue sole) is the source of this 1732-nucleotide messenger RNA. It is a transcript of the gene cdk2, whose product is annotated as cyclin dependent kinase 2. Gene Ontology annotation, cellular component: nucleus; cyclin-dependent protein kinase holoenzyme complex; cytoplasm. The transcript has 7 exons. Bases 294 to 1190 code for a protein of 298 amino acids. Gene Ontology annotation, biological process: signal transduction; protein phosphorylation; G1/S transition of mitotic cell cycle. The record is from RefSeq and is a predicted model, not a curated record. Gene Ontology annotation, molecular function: cyclin-dependent protein serine/threonine kinase activity; ATP binding; cyclin binding. NCBI's taxonomy places the organism in Eukaryota, Metazoa, Chordata, Actinopteri, Pleuronectiformes, Cynoglossidae.
GGGAAACAGUGCUGUGUUGGUUUAGUAUUUUCCACAUCAGAAGCAGUUGCCGUGCUAAUUCUUGAGCACAUUAUCGUAAAUUUACUAAUGGUAUCCUCCAUACCUUAUAGAAAUUUUUACUUUAAUUCUAGUCAAAAGGAGAGCUCUAUCCCUGGACUGCAGUGCCUUCGGAGCUCGUUGAGAAGCCUCUCCAUGCUCCUCAGUUUCUGUAACAACGGAGGGGCUGUUAGCUGUAUACACACACAAAGAAGGGAAGGCUGCUAACUGGCUAAAAGAAAGUUUACUGGUCAAAUAUGGAUUCGUUUCAAAAGGUAGAGAAGAUAGGGGAAGGGACGUACGGAGUCGUUUACAAAGCCAAAAACAAAGUGACCGGAGAAACUGUGGCUCUAAAGAAAAUCCGACUGGAUACGGAAACAGAAGGUGUGCCCAGCACUGCCAUACGAGAAAUUUCUCUCCUCAAAGAACUCAGUCAUCCAAACAUCGUCAAAUUGAGGGACGUCAUCCAUACGGAGAACAAACUCUACCUUGUAUUUGAAUUUCUUCAACAGGAUCUGAAGAAGUUCAUGGACUCUUCCUCAGUCACUGGUAUCCCUCUGCCUCUGGUGAAGAGUUAUCUGUUCCAGUUGCUGCAGGGCCUGGCCUUCUGUCACUCCCACAGGGUCCUGCAUCGGGACCUCAAGCCACAGAACCUCCUCAUCAACACUCAGGGAGAGAUCAAACUCGCCGACUUCGGCCUAGCGAGAGCCUUCGGAGUACCUGUUCGCACGUACACACACGAGGUGGUAACACUUUGGUACAGGGCACCAGAAAUUCUCCUUGGCUGCAAAUACUACUCCACGGCUGUUGACAUCUGGAGUCUUGGCUGCAUUUUUGCAGAGAUGAUCACCAGGAGGGCUUUAUUCCCCGGCGACUCAGAGAUCGAUCAACUCUUCAGAAUCUUCCGCACCUUAGGAACGCCCGAUGAGACCAUCUGGCCCGGAGUCACCUCACUGCCGGACUAUAAACCGUCCUUCCCAAAAUGGGCGCAGCAGGAUCUAUCCAAAGUGGUUCCUCUUCUGGAUGAGGAUGGGAGAGAGUUGCUGGGAGAGAUGCUCAGCUACGAUCCGAACAAAAGGUUGUCUGCAAAAAAUGCUCUCGUGCAUCGAUUCUUCCGUGACGUCACCAUGCCCAUACCACACCUGAGACUGUGAGUUGAGAGAGAGCUGCCGGUCGCAGAAUCACAGGACCUUUUUUUUCCACCGUUGGUGGCAUAGUUCUAGGAAUGCAGCUGUAAAUUCUAAAACUUAUAGUUUUGCAUUUGGCCAUAAAAGUUAAAGAUAAACAUUACUGCUUCAGUUGUGGGAUAGUGCAAGAAUGAGAAAAUGAGACCAGUGCUUUGUCAGACUCAGCAGGUUCCAGGUGAAGUGGAGACUCGACACAAGUCAUGACAUAAACAGUUGUUUACUCGCUCAGAGAACGAGACUGAUGUUUUAGUUAGAUUUUAUUUGGAAGAUAAUAGAGAAUUUGGUACCACACUACCUGUUAGUGUUUGCACCUUCUGUUGUUGAAGACGUUCUUGACACUGCCGUUCAGUCAGAAUCUGAAGUCCUCACUUUUGUACAAAACAGUUGUAAUAUUUAAAGUUUUCAUUUUUAAAAAAAUAUGCAAAUUUCUUAUUCUAGAUUUUAUCCAAGUGUAUAAACAGUUUUAUAUACAGUUUCAGAAAAAGAAAUAAAGUUGUUCAAGUAACUGA